Staurois parvus is the source of this 353-nucleotide messenger RNA. The record is from the annotation of a GenBank genome assembly. Lineage: Eukaryota; Metazoa; Chordata; Amphibia; Anura; Ranidae.
UAAAGGCUUUAAGUGGUUGUAAAGGCUCAAAGUUUUUUACCUUCAUGCAUUUUAUGCAUGAAGGUAAAAAACCUUCUGUGUGCAGCAGUGCCCCCAACCCCCUCAAUACUUACCUGAGCCUUAUUGCGAUCCAGCGAUGUGCACGAGAGCCUCGGCUGUCCCAGGUCUCUGCUUCCUCAAGCUGUGGCUCUGUGUGUGAAUGGACACAUGGAGCAGCGGGUGCCCCCAUAGCAAGCUGCUUGCUGUGGGGGCACCAAAAAGGAGGGAGGAGCCAGGAGACCCUGCAGGGACCCGAGAAGAGGGGGAUCUAGGCUGCUCUGUGCAAAACCACUGCACACAGUUGGUAAGUAUAG